AUGCCGAACACGCCGCCACCAGCUCUACUUCCACCUCCGGAGGGCAUAUUUCGAUCCUUCGACGAUCUCAUGGCUUCUGUUCAAAGGGUCGCCAAAGAUCAGGGAUACGGAAUUGUAAAGCUUCGCGCAUCUAAUUAUCGAGAUGGAAAACCAACGCGUUAUGAUCUUGUUUGUGAUCGUGGAGGAGUCAAGUACAACAGCACCGCCAAGAAGCGCAAUCCAUCGACACGCAAAAUCGACUGCCCAUUUCGUGCCAAGGCCGUGUGCGAAGUCCAACUAGGAAAUCAAUGGAGGUUCGCUUUGCAGGAGCCUCGUCACAAUCACGAACCUCGAGUUCCCUCGGGAACGCCUGGCCAGGAAAAUGCGCCAUUAGCGACAACCAUUCGGUCAUUCACCAACAAGCUGGAUCGGCUGAGCCAUGAUAUGGCCCAAGGAUUUAUGCGUAUUGAGCAACGAUUGGAAAACAUCGAGAAGCGGAUGGAGAACCUGGAGGCUCGGGCUGGGGGGUAUGAGCCUCGGUUCCAAACAAUUGAGUCUAGGCUCCAAAACAUGGAAGGGCCGCGCAUGGAUGGCAUGGGAAUGGAUGACGUUGAAUCGCGCCUUUUGGCCUCUACGGUCAUGUAG
Messenger RNA from Pochonia chlamydosporia 170, 624 nucleotides. RefSeq names its product transcription factor, FAR1-related protein. The coding region runs from base 1 to 624 and encodes 207 amino acids. The transcript has a single exon. Lineage: Eukaryota; Fungi; Ascomycota; Sordariomycetes; Hypocreales; Clavicipitaceae. The record is from RefSeq and is a predicted model, not a curated record.